Phymastichus coffea is the source of this 1813-nucleotide messenger RNA. It is a transcript of the gene eIF4A, whose product is annotated as eukaryotic initiation factor 4A-I. The transcript has 8 exons. Gene Ontology annotation, cellular component: cytoplasmic stress granule. Gene Ontology annotation, biological process: cytoplasmic translational initiation. Bases 301 to 1563 code for a protein of 420 amino acids. NCBI's taxonomy places the organism in Eukaryota, Metazoa, Arthropoda, Insecta, Hymenoptera, Eulophidae. The record is from RefSeq and is a predicted model, not a curated record. Gene Ontology annotation, molecular function: RNA helicase activity; ATP binding; translation initiation factor activity.
GUCGGCCAGAGCUAGCUCGGUGUAGACGUCACGUGAUCAACCGCGUGUUUGUAGCAUUGUACUUUGUUAAGUGUUACAUAGUUCUUGUACACGCUCGUGUCUUCAGUGUCUCUUCUAUCUUGUUUUUCUUGGUCAUGGCACCAUUGUAGAAUACUGUGAGAGAGGCAAAGAAUUAGAAAAAUAGCAGAGGAGGUUUGAAUCACGAGUUGCGACUCGUGGCCCACUGGCCGCCGAGGAAAAGCUCAGGAAAUACAUAAGACGGAAGCCACCAAGUCGAGGGAGAAGGAGACAUCGUGCAGCAUGUCGGCUGUAGAUAAAGAGAACGAUGAUCAAUGGGCCGGAGAUGGCAAGAAUGGUCCGAGUGAGGAACAGUCGUACGCUGGGCCACCGGGCAUGGACCCAGAUGGCGUCAUCGAAUCCAAUUGGGAAGUUGUCGUCGACAACUUUGAUGAUAUGAACCUCAAAGAAGAGUUACUUCGUGGUAUUUAUGCUUACGGUUUUGAAAAGCCAUCUGCUAUCCAGCAAAGAGCAAUUUUACCUUGUGUCAAAGGGCACGACGUUAUUGCUCAAGCCCAGUCAGGUACUGGUAAAACUGCUACGUUUUCUAUUUCCAUCCUUCAGAAGAUUGACACUAGUAUGAAUGAGUGUCAGGCUCUGAUUCUUGCCCCAACCAGAGAGUUGGCUCAGCAGAUUCAGAAAGUAGUCAUCGCCCUUGGAGAUUUCAUGCGUGCGCAAUGCCACGCUUGCAUUGGUGGAACGAAUGUUCGCGAAGACAUGCGCCGCUUGGAUGCUGGAGUCCAUGUGGUUGUUGGUACUCCAGGACGAGUAUACGAUAUGAUUAGCCGACGUGCUCUGCGAGCAAACAGUAUCAAGCUAUUCGUGCUGGACGAAGCAGAUGAAAUGCUUUCAAGAGGUUUUAAGGAUCAGAUUUAUGACGUAUUUAAGCUCUUAUCUAGCGAAGUACAGGUCAUUCUACUUUCGGCUACUAUGCCUGCUGAUGUGCUUGAAGUAUCGAAAUGCUUUAUGCGAGAGCCAGUCAAGAUUCUCGUCAAGAAGGAAGAGCUGACUCUUGAGGGUAUCAAGCAGUUUUUCAUUUAUAUUGAACGCGAAGACUGGAAACUUGACACUCUUUGCGAUCUGUACGAUACUUUGAGUAUUACUCAGGCUGUCAUUUUCUGUAACACUCGUCGCAAGGUCGAUUGGCUUACCGACAGUAUGCAUCAGAAAGACUUCACAGUGUCAGCCAUGCAUGGUGACAUGGAACAGCGUGAACGUGAUCUCAUUAUGAGACAAUUCCGCACUGGAUCUUCCCGCGUAUUGAUCACUACUGAUUUACUCGCUCGUGGAAUUGAUGUACAGCAAGUCUCCCUGGUCAUUAAUUAUGACUUACCUUCAAAUCGUGAAAAUUAUAUUCACAGAAUUGGUCGUGGUGGACGAUUCGGUCGUAAGGGUGUUGCGAUUAACUUCGUCACUUCAGAAGAUAAAAGAACAUUAAAAGACAUCGAACAAUUUUAUAACACACACAUUGAUGAAAUGCCAAUGAACGUUGCCGAUUUGAUCUAAGUCCUCGACGCUUGGUUCAAUUCGCUCUAAUACAAAACGAUAAAAAGCAUUUCUGGGCGCCAAACAAGCGGGGAAGAAUAUUUUGGGAAAUAAAGAUCAAAUUAUCCAAAUGAUAUGCACUCUCGUGACUCGAUCACCCUUCUAAAAAAUCCUUAAAAUCUUAAAUACACUUCCUUGCAUCGAAGAUAUCUGCAAUCAAUUUAUUGUUACCUUUUUUUGCUAUGGUCAUGGAAAUGAAAAAAAGAUCGUU